AUGAAGCUUAAGUCCUUCCUCACCUUACUCUAUUCUAACGAGAAGGCAAAGUACUUCCAGCCGCUACACAGGGCUCUCUUUGUAUCACCUUUCAUCAGCCGUCCCUCAAGUCAGCACAACGCAGUGAAGAUACCUUGGCCGAACGUGUUUGCAGACGGAGAUGUGGAGAAAUGGAUUCGCGAUUUUGAGUUAAACGCAUCAUGCAACGGCAUCAAAGGAAGUGUGCAUCUGGUCACCGCGUUGGGUGCAUUGCUUACGGGACGAGCGAGGGCCGUUUACGAUUUGAAUUUGGAAAGCAACCAAGCCCUGGAUUAUGAACAUUUGAAAGCUGCGUUGGUGGCAGAGUUUUCAAAAGAGGGUAACGGCGAGAAAGCGAGCUAG
This is a messenger RNA of Echinostoma caproni, 381 nucleotides long. The record is from the annotation of a GenBank genome assembly. NCBI's taxonomy places the organism in Eukaryota, Metazoa, Platyhelminthes, Trematoda, Plagiorchiida, Echinostomatidae.